AUGUUGCAUACAGACCUGCAGCCCCCAAGAUGUCGCACUUCAGGACCGAGACCAGAUCCGCUGCGGAUGGAGACACGGGCACGGGAGCGUCUGGCCGCCAGCAGCGGCCCGAACAGGGAACUGCAGCCGCAUGGGAGAACGGUCGUCGCCCUAAUGAUCGUGGAGCUGCCCCAGGGAUACGUUAGCGCGCUCCCAGGGGAGGAUGUGCAAUGUGAAGCAGCUCCUGCCCCAGGCGUCAGGCAGAACUACCGGCAGUACAAUGCCAAUGCUACUAAAACGGUUAAAGCCAUUUUAGGUCCUCAAAACAUGGCAAUGGAUAAGGUUGCGACACCAUCACCCGCGCCAGGGAUGCGAGGACUGCAGGCGCCGGGGUUGCUGCUACUAGCGCAGGAGGCAGAGGCCGUACAGGUGAUAGAGGUUGCGGACACGGAGCAGGCGGCGAGGAUAGAGAAGGCGGCAGUAGCGGCGCAGCCGGCGGAGGGGGCGAAGGCGGCUGCAGGAGCACCCUACCGAGCUCUGAGCCGCAGUAAUAGUGCCACUGUUGCAUCGUUGGAUGACAGCUCGCAGCGGCAUCGCACGCCCAGCGUUAGCAACCGCUUGGCGGCGGAGGAGGAGAUGGACUGCCACGGUGGCCGUGAUGCUGUUGCCGACAGAGGCGAAGCGGCGGCUGAUGGCGAGCUGCAACUGUCCCAACUUCACAGUGUGACUAAGGAUGCGGCCUCCGGAAGGCAAGAGUGGCUUGCCAACGUCUAUGUGGAGCAGUUAGGUGGCAUAGUUGACCUGGGCAGCUUUGACAACGCGGUGCACGCUGCGGAAGCGUACGACAUUAUGAUGCUGCGGUUCCAGGGGAUCGAGGGCGUCCAAACUAACUUUCCACUCAAGCGCUACGAGAGGCUGCUCCCCUACCUUGGAAAGGUGUGGCUGCAAGACCUCGCCGCCGCAUUGAAGAGCAGGUGCCGGCAGGAUGUACAACCUGGCAGAACCCCAGUCUAUGUGGGCGUCACUCAUUGCUCCGGAGCUUGGCAGGCACGCCUGCAACUUUCCGAGCGCUGCCGCCUUGACUUGGGAGUUUUUUUGAGUAAGCGUGUGGCAGUUGCUGCGUACGAUAAGGCGCUGGUGCGGGUACUUGGUCCUACCGCCGCUACGAACUUCCCCAUCGUUGAGUAUCUGCAAGAGCUUGCAGAAUACCGUACUUACCAGCAGGUAUGCGUGUACGUCUUGUCGUACUCGUCGCUCUUGCUCCAACUGUAUCGUUUCGUCCGGGACAACAUUGUACGAACGGACAGGUGCAAGUAA
Messenger RNA from Volvox carteri f. nagariensis, 1296 nucleotides. RefSeq lists its product as uncharacterized. The record is from RefSeq and is a predicted model, not a curated record. Gene Ontology annotation, biological process: regulation of DNA-templated transcription. Lineage: Eukaryota; Viridiplantae; Chlorophyta; Chlorophyceae; Chlamydomonadales; Volvocaceae. The transcript has 5 exons. Gene Ontology annotation, molecular function: DNA-binding transcription factor activity; DNA binding. The coding region runs from base 1 to 1296 and encodes 431 amino acids.